This is a messenger RNA of Lobosporangium transversale, 1073 nucleotides long. RefSeq lists its product as hypothetical. The transcript has 2 exons. Lineage: Eukaryota; Fungi; Mortierellomycota; Mortierellomycetes; Mortierellales; Mortierellaceae. The record is from RefSeq and is a predicted model, not a curated record. The annotation marks the transcript as partial.
CAUUAUGACUACUCCACUAACACUGUUUUGCGUCAAGGAAGGCGAAAGCCUUUACAACGCCUUUUCCAUUGAGCUCCCUUCAAACCUCACAGUGAAUGCUCUCAGGGAUGAGCUCAAGAAAAAGAAAGCACCUGAAUUUGACAAUGUUGCUGCUAACACGCUUGCCCUCUGGCAAGUCUCGAUACCAAUCUUCCAAGAUGCUGAUGAUACUCCAAUCGUUCUCGAUAAUGUCCCAAGCAAAAAGAGGCUUUUACCUACAUCAACACUUUCUGAAGCGUUUGGAAAAGAAGCAUCAGGAGAAACGAUUCGUGUUCUCGUCCAGCCGCCGAAGAAAGUAUGCUCAAGUAUCGGGAGAUUCAAUAUUGUUCUUGAGUCAUUUAACAACAAGAAGUUUGUCUCAACUAUAGACACGGACAAAGCAACCAUGGAAAGGUUAAAGGAGAAAAUUAGAGGCAACUUUCCUGAUCUUCUCUUUGGUUCAGAAAUUAUUACCAUCAAAUACAAGGAUUGUGACGGCCAACUUCUCGAAGUAGAAAACCCAACAGAUCAAUUGCUUCAGCAGGCCUUAAAGGUCAUUUAUAAUUCAGCACAGGAUAUUCUAGUUGAGAUCAGCUACCCUGAUAAACCGUUUUCUGACUACACACUGAAGGAUGUUAACAGCUUCUUUGGAUUUACCGACGCGUCAGACCCAAGUUUGACUGAAAUACAACCACUUGAAGGGAUCCCCAUCAAUACUGGAGGCACGGCUGAGCACGACCACGCGAUUAAACGACUACAAGACGAAAUCGAAUCAAGGAAGAAGUGCUCAUUGCUUGAUAGUGAUGAAGGAAUGUUGAAGAUUGUUGAACCUAUGCUUGUCCAUGCUGUCACAUUAUUCGCGGAUGAUUUAAAGCUCAGUUCGGGAGAGGAAAUUAGAGGAAGACUUGGCCGAGGAAAGGUGUGGUACGGUAUUAAAUCCAAGAAUGAUGAAGCUUUUUGUUCUUUGUGCGUGACGAAAGUACAAAAUAAGGAUUUCAAGGCGGCUGUCGCAGAAAAUAUGAUGCAACUCGAAUCGCAAACCACAGGCCGAAAAU